UUCUUUUAAAACUGUCGUUUAAAAAGUUAUUACAAAAUUAUGUUUUUAAUGUUAAACAUUGCCUAAAGUUUUUGCAUUACAUUACAUCCUUGGCCUGUAUUUAGUGAUAAACAUAGUUUGUGGUUACUUUUACAUUGAAGUGAUUGUAGUUGUUGUGUAUGGACUGUUGUCUUCCGUCUGCAACAAAAAUGGUCGGUUGGUUACAACAGAAAACGGAUAGUCAUCAGACAUCCAACCAAAAGAGCAGUCCUAUGAAGUGUGACGGAAAUGAUGGCAAUGUUAUCGAUUGUCUCAAACAUCUGUACCAAACAAAAGUGUUGCCAUUGGAGAAGCACUACCACUUCGAUGAGUUUCACUCACCGCCACUCGAAUCGGCCGAUUUUGAGGCCAAACCCAGCAUUUUAAUGGUUGGCCAGUACUCGACAGGAAAGACAACAUUUAUUAAAUAUAUUCUGGAGAACGAAUACCCCGGCAUAAGAAUAGGUCCCGAACCCACUACAGACAGAUUUAUUUCUGUCAUGUAUAACACAGUGGAAGGUUUAAUACCGGGCAAUGCAUUGGCCAUUGACGCCAACCGACAGUUUCGACAAUUGGCAAAGUUUGGUAAUCCGUUUCUCAAUAGACUGCAAAUCUCUGAAACUGAUUGUUCAGUACUUAAGAAUUUGACAUUUGUUGACACACCCGGCAUAUUGUCCGGUGAAAAACAGCGCACUGAUAGAGGCUAUGACUUUACGGGUGUCCUCCAAUGGUUUGCCGAAAGAGUUGAUCGCAUUGUACUGAUGUUUGACGCCAACAAACUGGACAUUUCUGAUGAAAUGAAGAGUGCCAUUGAGGCUCUGCGCGGACACGACGACAAAAUGCGGAUUAUUCUUAAUAAGGCCGACACCGUUGAACCGACACAAUUGAUGCGAGUAUACGGUGCGCUCAUGUGGUCAUUGGCCAAAGUAAUGCGCACACCUGAAUCAGUUCGCGUAUAUAUCGGUACAUUUUGGGAUCAACCGCUUCAACACGACUAUUAUAGACGUCUCUUUGAGACCGAAGAACAAGAUUUGCUCAACGAUUUUAAGUCAUUGGCGAAAGACAGUCGGUUAAGGAUUUUGAAUGAUCUAAUCAAACGGACACAACUGGUCAAAGUUCACGCAUUGCUUAUGUGUGAACUGCACCGGUCUAUGCCUAUCGUUACCAUCAACAAGAAGACCAAACAACGUGAACUCAUCCAAAAGUUGAAUACAAUUUACAUUGAAAUUAGGAAUAGAUAUCACAUACCAAUUGGCGACUUUCCUGAUCUUCAGUUAAUGAAAGCAAAACUAAAGUCUUUCGAUUUCAGUCGUCUUCGAGCAUACAAAUGGUCUUUAUUUGAACAAAUCAAUGAAAUGAUGACUAAAGAAGUGCCAAAACUCAUGUCAAUGAUAAUUGCGGAACAAAUGAAUCUAUCAGAUGAUGUCUUCAAGAUUGUCGGCGGAAAGUUUGAUUUGUUAAAUAAGUCUCCGUUUGGUUAUUAUAAAAGCGAAGGUAUCGAAGCCGGCUCUCAGGAUAAACAAUGGAUUGUCGAUAAGGAUCGGCAAUCAUAUGACAAAUUGUUUGCAACUCUUGGACCUAUUGACGACAAGAUUACCAGUUAUAAAGUGAAAUCACAGAUGAUUAAGUCAAAGCUACCAAAUGGUGUCCUCAAUAAGAUUUACCGAUUGGCUGAUGUCGAUAAAGAUACUCUAUUGGAUUCGGAUGAAUUUGCACUGGCCAUGUAUUUGAUGGCCAUGAAAUUGGAUGGACACGACUUACCUAUUCAACUACCGGCUCAUCUCAUACCGCCGUCCAAAAGGCCACAAAAAGAUGUACCCGUAAUGUAAUGCAAAACUUAUUGUAAUGUUAUCUCAAUUGUUAUAUUAAAAAUGUCUUAUUAAAACAAUUUGAUUGUGAAAAUGUUUGUUUUUGGAUUUUUAUUAUAAUCAAAUAUACAAAAU
This is a messenger RNA of Oppia nitens, 1961 nucleotides long. RefSeq names its product EH domain-containing protein 3-like. Gene Ontology annotation, biological process: endosomal transport; endocytosis. NCBI's taxonomy places the organism in Eukaryota, Metazoa, Arthropoda, Arachnida, Sarcoptiformes, Oppiidae. Gene Ontology annotation, cellular component: plasma membrane; cytoplasm. The record is from RefSeq and is a predicted model, not a curated record. Bases 159 to 1847 code for a protein of 562 amino acids. Gene Ontology annotation, molecular function: GTP binding; protein binding; calcium ion binding. The transcript has a single exon.